This is a messenger RNA of Oryzias melastigma (Indian medaka), 3605 nucleotides long. RefSeq names its product adenosylhomocysteinase-like 1 (gene ahcyl1). Gene Ontology annotation, biological process: L-methionine cycle. The transcript has 17 exons. The record is from RefSeq and is a predicted model, not a curated record. Bases 370 to 2037 code for a protein of 555 amino acids. NCBI's taxonomy places the organism in Eukaryota, Metazoa, Chordata, Actinopteri, Beloniformes, Adrianichthyidae. Gene Ontology annotation, cellular component: cytosol.
UGCGCAAACUUAUAAGAGAGUCAGGCUCAUAUAGGAAACCCUGCGAAUACUUUUAUUCCGGUACUCACGUUACCUCGCUGCUGUGCUCUCCACCGCCUCCACAACGCUCGCGCGCUCAUAUGACAUCUUCAACAAACUACCCCUCCCGCCGGGGAUGUAACUCUGUUCCUGACAGCUGAGCCGCAGAGCAGUUUGUGGCGCUCUUUCACAAAGUAGACUCACAAGAAAAAGUAUUUUAUUUCUCUCUGUGCUUUCUAGUUCUUCUCGGAAGUGUCGCGGUCAAGUGUUUCGACGCGAACUGUUAGCUAACGGCUAGCGUCCAGCUUCCUCUUCAGCGCCAGCGCAGCAUCUCCCUCCACAGUGGAUGCGAUGACAGACUCGGUCGUGGACGCCAAAGCGGAGGUUAAACAAGCCACCAAAUAUGUCAAGGAGACGGAGAACGUCGCGGAGAAAUACUCCGCGCUGACCGUCAGCAAGAACAGCAGCGACGUGAACAUGAACGUGGGAGAGAUGCCGUCCGCCGCGUUCACCGCAGUGCCCACUCUGAAAUCCGUCAAGAAGAUUCAGUUUGCCAAUGCCGAGGACAAACAAGAAUUCAGCAAGUACCCAACCAAGGCUGGGCGCCGUUCCCUCUCUCGGUCCAUCUCGCAGUCUUCUACUGACAGCUACAGCUCAGCUGCAUCCUACACUGACAGCUCUGAUGAUGAAACCUCCCCCAGAGACAAAACCCAGGUCAACUCCCAGGGCAGCAAUGACUUCUGCGUGAAGAACAUCAAACAGGCUGAAUUUGGCCGUCGAGAAAUCGAAAUAGCAGAACAAGACAUGUCUGCAUUGAUGUCCCUGAGAAAGAGAGCCCAGGGGGAAAAGCCCCUGGCCGGGGCCAAAGUGGUGGGCUGUACCCAUAUCACAGCUCAGACAGCUGUGCUGAUUGAGACCCUGGUGGCCCUCGGAGCCCAGUGUCGCUGGACUGCCUGUAACAUUUACUCCACUCAGAAUGAAGUGGCUGCAGCUCUUGCAGAGACAGGCGUGUCUGUGUUUGCGUGGAAGGGCGAAUCAGAGGAUGACUUCUGGUGGUGCAUUGAUCGCUGUGUGAACGCUGCAGGAUGGCAGGCCAACAUGAUUUUGGAUGAUGGUGGAGAUUUGACCCACUGGGUGUACAAGAAGUAUCCCAGUAUCUUUAAAAAAGUUCGAGGCAUCGUUGAGGAGAGCGUCACUGGAGUUCACAGACUGUACCAGUUGUCUAAGGCUGGUAAGCUGUGUGUCCCUGCGAUGAACGUGAACGACUCCGUUACCAAGCAGAAAUUUGACAACCUUUACUGCUGCCGCGAAUCUAUCCUGGAUGGCUUGAAGAGGACGACAGACAUAAUGUUUGGAGGGAAACAAGUGGUUGUGUGUGGUUAUGGAGAGGUGGGGAAAGGCUGUUGUGCUGCUCUGAAGGCCCUCGGCGCCAUCGUGUGCAUCACUGAGAUUGACCCUAUUUGUGCUUUGCAGGCAUGCAUGGACGGGUUCCGAGUGGUCAAGCUGAGCGAGGUCAUUCGGCAGAUGGACGUGGUGAUAACAUGCACUGGCAACAAGAACGUUGUCUCCAGAGAGCAGCUUGAUCGCAUGAAGAACGGCUGCAUCGUCUGCAAUAUGGGACACUCCAACACUGAGAUUGAUGUGGCCAGUCUGCGCAGCCCUGAACUGACCUGGGAGAGGGUUCGUUCUCAGGUGGACCACAUCAUCUGGCCUGACGGGAAAAGGGUUAUUCUGCUUGCAGAGGGUCGCCUGUUGAAUCUGAGCUGCUCCACAGUGCCUACGUUUGUCUUAUCUAUUACUGCUACUACUCAGGCCCUGGCCUUGAUCGAGUUGUUUAACGCUCCAGAAGGACGCUACAAACAAGACGUUUAUCUCCUCCCCAAGAAAAUGGAUGAAUACGUGGCCAGUUUGCACCUGCCAAACUUUGACGCCCACCUGACCGAGCUGUCCGACGAGCAGGCCAAGUACAUGGGCCUCCACAAAAACGGGCCUUUCAAGCCUAAUUAUUACAGGUAUUAACGAGGAUCUCUGCUACUUGGAGCACAGCGGUCCUGUGUUAAACAAAGAUGUUUUAUUUUCUAAAAUGCUACAAAGUGGAUGAAAUAUUUUACCUAAUGCUGAAUGUAACUUAUUGAUAGCACCUCAUGUAAUAGAGUUAUAUAUAUAUAGAAAGAGAGUUAGAGUAAUAUAUAUAAAGAGAGAGAAAGCAUAUAAUCAACUAACACUGUCUGAUGUGUUUUAAAAAGCCUUCUUGCAUGCAUUUCGUGUGUUUGCUAAGUUGCUGUUACUAGAUCACAGAACUGUUGAUUGGUUUGUUUACUCUCUUGACGCACAGUGCCAAAUAAUGGCUGUAUGUACGAAACCCAAGAGACAUUUUAAGAUUUUUAUUUGCUGUGGCAUUAAGAGUUUAUGAGUACAUUCCUUUUGGCGGGGUUCAAGCUGAGCCAAAGCAAGCUGCACAUCAUUUUCAGUGUUGUGGAUUGUAGCAUCCAGUUUUUUUUUUCCAACUAUGUAACUAGCAUGGCGUCAUUUUUAGAAAAUGUAAUCACCUGUGUGUGUCUCACAACAACCUAACACACUUUGCAUGUGAAGCUGCAGGUGUCAGUCUAAAAUGAUGUUACGCCAUAGCAUACAGCAUGUUAAUAACAAGGAAUUUUUACAAACCAAAAAAGGAAGUCUGAAAAAGCUCAAGCCAGAGCUGCAUUUCUGUACUACUGCAGCCUCUUUCAUGUGUUACCAAGUUUCCAUUUGCACACUCGGAUUCCACACCGAUGUGAGUGUCUUCAAAGCCUUUUGACUGGAUAAUGCCUCUUAAGGUCAUGCUACUGUAUGAAUGUGCCUUUUUGUUCUAUAAUUUACUACUCUGUCUUCAAAGAAGUAGGGAUAUUCUGUAAAAUACAUCUCUGCAAUAUAUUGCAACAAUCAUUCAUAAACAGAAAUGCGAUCUAACGGAUUUGAUCCAAACAUAACAAAAAUAUCAGAAGGUUUUUGGCUAACUGUAUUUUCAUUUUAAAAUAUUUAAUAAACAUAGAAAAGCUGGGAUAUUCAUAAAAAUCAAAGCUAAAGGGAUAAAUGUGUCCUCACAGUGUAAAAUUGCGAUGUGGUGUGUGUUAAAUUCCAUAUUUGUCACCUUUUGUAGCCUUGAAUCCAAUAUAAAAUACAUUUUCAAAUAAAAAAACAUUUAUGAUUUUUGUUGCAAUUUAAAGUUAACACAGAAUCCCAACUUCUGAAUCAGAGAUGUACAGCAUAAAACAUCAUCACUGACCUUAAUUAAAUUAAUCAAACCGUGUAAGCUCUAUUUUUUGUGCUUCAUCUUAUGUCUUCCUGCCUCUGCUUGUAACUAACUUUAAUGUAUAAGCUGUGUGUUUAGAAACAAAUAUUACAUUUACUUGUGGCCCAUAAUUGGCCCCUCAGAUAUUUUAAUCCAGCAAAUGACCUUAAUCUCGUGUUCAAAAUGACAGAAGUAUAAACUCUGUAUGUAAACAUUUGUAUUAAAUCAGCAAUAAAGCAAGUCUUUUUAUCUGAGGGAAUUAUUUGUAAAAAGAGUUUUGCUUCUGCAAUAAAAAGUAGUCAGAAUAUCCCUGAAA